ACAGCCCGCACCUCGAGCAGCCCGAGAUCUUCCUGCUCCUCCAGACUGUCAUCAACAUCCUGCUGCCUCCUCGGAUCAUCUCCACCUCUCGCACCAAGAACUUCAUGCUGGACGCUUCGCCGGCUCAUUGCUCCACGCCGGGCGACACGGGGAAGGACCUGCGCAGAGAGGGAUUAGCCGAGUCCACGAGCCAGGCUGCGUAUCUGGCUCUGAAGGUGGUGUUGGUUUGCUUUGAGCGCUCGCUGGGAAACCAGUGGUACCGACUGAGCCUGCAGGUGAAAGAGAUGGCGCUGAGGAAGGUUGGCGGCUUGGCCUUCUGGGACUUCAUUGACUUCAUUGUCCGAACCCGGAUCCCGAUCUUUGUGCUGCUGAGACCUUUCAUACAGUGCAAGUUGUUGACGCAGCCUGCCGACUCCCAGGAGGAGAUCACGGCACGCCACCACAUCGCCGACCAGCUGGAGCGACGCUUCAUCCCUCGACCUCUCUGCAAGAGCUCCCUGUUCGCAGAGUUCAACAAUGAGCUGAAGAUCCUGAAGGAGGCUGUGCACAGCGGCUCUGCUUACCAAGGCAAGACGUCCAUCAGCACAGUGGGCACCUCCACCUCAGCGUAUCGCCUUAGUUUGGCCACAAUGUCGCGCUCCAACACCGGCACCGGCACCGUUUGGGAGCAGGAGAGUCAGCCGUCACGCCAGCCGUCUCAAGACACGCUCAGCCGCACUGAUGAGGACGAAGAAGAGAACGACUCCAUCAGUAUUCCCAGUGUGGUGAGCGAGCACGAGGCCUUUCUGCCCAGGGUCAUAACACAGCGGCGUUUCUCCAGCCACGCCACCGGCUCUGCAGCCUCACAGCCCGAGGCUCACCGCACCACCAUGCUGCCCAGCCACAGUGAACCCAAUGUGCUAGAUGAGUCCCAGGGCCUUCUGCAGGAGGGUAACCUCUCUAGGGUUGCCAGUGUGCAGAGUGAACCAGGGCAGCAUAACCUCCUGUUGCAGCCUCCGUUAGGAAGGAAGCGCGGCCUCCGACAGCUGCGGCGCCCCCUGCUGUCCAUUCCAAAGAAUGAACCCCGGGAUCGAUCUGGAGCUCGACUCUCGACGACUCGCAGGAGCAUCCAGCCCAAGAGCAAACCGCUGGAGACUUUAUUGGACUGUGAAGCGCACGGAGACCAGAAGAGGUCAGUCACCUUUACGGAGGCGUCCGCGGGGAUCGGCAAGCCCCCGACCCCCGGCGCCAUCGACCCCGCGGCCGAGGGCAGGAAGUCCAGUCCAGCACCUUCUAAGUCGCCCACGCUGGAGGUGCCGACCGCCUCGUCUGCCACGGUGACCGCCGACCUGCACGGUCCUGCGAACACACAGGGUCCUGGAGCCAUAAGCAGCAGAGAGAAGAGAGAGCAGUGGGGGCUCCGCAGCAGCCUCUCCCCUCCUCCCUCCAUCUCCAGACCCUCCACCCCGACUCCCCCGUCCCGAACCUGCUCCCCUCUCCCUUUAUCCCGCACUUCCUCCCCCCUCCCUCCACCGCUCCCGGUGCUGGGUACGACCCCGGCCCCGGGCCCCCCUCUGCCUCCGCCGCUGCCGCCUCAGACCCCGCUCCUCCUCCCUCCGCCUCCGCCGGGGCCGUCCAGGAUCAGAGAGAGCCCCGGGGACGAGGACACCACCGCGCUCCUGCCCCGCAGCAGCACCCUGCUGCAGCUCAGCGAGGACGCCGGCACGGAGAACCCCCUCCUCACCCCGCUGCUGUCCCCGCCCUCUCCUCGCAGGUCGCCCCGCCGCUCGCCUCUGCCCCUCUCCCCCGUGGACCUGGACCUGGAUGAGUCCCACGUGUGACGGACUCUGUCAACCGGCACGUUUCACAACAUUCAUGAGCAAAAAAAUGAAAAAGUAAAACGGACGUUUGGAUUCGUUUCACCGACGAUUUGAAAGUCUUUAAAAGGUUAAACAGGAGAGGAGAGGGCUUCUGUGCCCGUCCUGCUCUCUCCUCAGGGUAGUUCUCUAAAUAUCUCACGUUCAUGUGUCCUGUCCUGUCGUGUCCCUCCACUGUCGAACAUCAACGUACAGACGAAGGCUUGAAUGUAUAUUUAUAGCAGCAAAUCUACUUUAUGGCUCGUCUCCAUCGCAGACAGAUUUAUUUUAUUAGAUGGAGUUUACGUCAGACAGAGUUUUAACAGUCGUCACAGAAAAGGUUGAUAUUUAAAAUGUAGAGACGUCUGUAUAGAAGAGAUAUACAUUUAAAAAGAUGCUAUAACUUGUACAAAGGUUAUAAAGGAGAUAUUUAAAGUCGUUCUAAAGCUGUGUGAUAAUAACGAUACGUGAUGAUGUGGAACCGGAGGAAGAAGAGUUUAUAUUUUCGAAGAUUAUCAUUACGGAACAAAUCAAACUAUUCAAAAUGAGCUUUUCAGAAAUCCACGUGACUUCUCUUGAAAUGUUAAAACUUUAAUUUCUUUCCUUGAAUUUGCUUUUGAGAUGAAAAUAUGUAAAGUGGCAGAAUAUCUGACUUUGAUUGAAGUGAUUUGAUCCGUUUUUCUUAUUUUCCUCUGAACUCAUUCGUCAGCUCUGAAAACUCAAUCGCAGUCUCGUUCUCCACUUUGUGUCUGUGACAUCGUCUCAGGAUCGAUGCAGUAGAUGGUCGUGACCUCGUCGACUCAUUCCAUGCCUUAAUAUUAACGUGUCAUUUCUCUCUGGUGAAAACCUCACACCUCCAACACCUCUACCGGCCCACGAUGCGUUCAAGGUCACACUUUGAGGAGCAGAAUAAUAUAAACCUGCAGAAUCGUGGGUAAAUAAAUAUCUAUAUUUACUGUAAAACUUAACUGUUCAGGAAAGGCUGAGUUCAAACAGAGUAAUUAUAUCUAUAGUUUUAACGCAGAUAUUGAUCCGUGCCAUACACCAAUGCACUGUGAGUGUUUUUCUUAUUUGCUGCUUGUGUGUUUCAUUUCUGUUGUUCUGCCAUUUUGUGAAAAUGUUGUAAUCGUCCGGUUACAAAGAGAGCGUGUGUCUGUGAGUUCUAGUUUGACUGUUUUAUCUGACAGACGGCAGCAGACGUGCACACCGUGUUCAACACGAUGUGCAACACAUAUCAAGUGUAAACAACAUUGUGUGCUACACCGUCAGCACCAUGUCAAUGUCUUUAAAACACAGAGACGCAUCAGAAGCGUCUCCGGUCAGAGCGUCAAUCAGAGUUCCCUUUAAAUGUAACGUGUCUCUGUCGGGUUGUGUCUUCUUCGUGCAAACUUAGAGUGAAUAUACACUUUGUCGGGAUAUUUCUGACGUAUCUAA
Messenger RNA from Paralichthys olivaceus (Japanese flounder), 3269 nucleotides. Lineage: Eukaryota; Metazoa; Chordata; Actinopteri; Pleuronectiformes; Paralichthyidae. The record is from RefSeq and is a predicted model, not a curated record.